AUGUCGCAAAACGCGCCUGGUUCGUCCUUCAGGGCACAACAAAUGCCCGUUGGGACACCCCCUCCUGCGGGGAACACUCCUAGGCCUUUUGUAACAAAUUUCACCUUGCCUCCGCCUGCCGUGAAGAUCCCUGCUAAGAAAACUGCUGUCGAAGCGUCGCCCAAUGCUGCUAAGAAACCUUCGACAAAGGUAAGUCGAAAACCCCCAACAAUCCAAAAGAGAAAGAGUGAAGAGGAAAGAGAGGAGGAUAAAGUCCCUAAAGAAGAGUCUGGUGACGAAUCUCCAGAGUUAAUCCCUCCCCCUCAGAAGAAAAAUAAACUCACGAAGGUCUCUUCCCAAAGAUCCAUCCUUAAACCAACUAAGAAGGAUUCUGCCAGUACUCCUCCUGCUAAGCCUCAGUCGAAAGACACGGAGAGUGGGAAAUCCAGCUUCAAUACUGAGAUUCCUGAGGAACAAGUGGCUGUCGAAAGAACGCCUGAGAAAAUUCUGGAGGAAACAGCCCCAGAAGAAAAUCCUGCAUCUUUUCCUGACAUGCAAACUGUAGCAGAGUUCGACACUACAGUGGGUGAAGCUUCUGAAGAUGAAUCUCCUCCUUAUCAAGGAUUAAAUGCUGCAUCUCAGGGUGAUGAUAUUGACAUGGAAGCUGGGGUCGAAGAUGAUCCUGAAGACGAAACUGCCAAAGAUGGGGACAACCAAUCGAAACAUACAGAGGCUGAGCGUACUUCAGAGCGAAACAUUCCACCUGCUCCUGACCAGACCCAAGGGAGUAGCAAAUCGAAUGGUUCGACUAGUUUCUCUCGCGAGGAGCUUGAAAAUCUCAAAGUGCAGAGACCCUUGGAGUAUCUGAAGGCCAUGCUUAGCGCCCGUUUUAAUUUUCAAGAUUCUUCACAGAGCAGUUCGACUACUUCUGGGGCCACUUCUGAAACACCAUCGCUUGGCAGCAUCUUGACCAAAAUUAAAGCGAAAAUCCUUGAUGUUGAUUUGUUCAAAAUUUAG
Molecule: messenger RNA, 996 nt
Organism: Lathyrus oleraceus (garden pea)
Lineage: Eukaryota; Viridiplantae; Streptophyta; Magnoliopsida; Fabales; Fabaceae
Exons: 4
Coding region: 1-996 (331 amino acids)
Source: RefSeq, a predicted model, not a curated record